Molecule: messenger RNA, 1645 nt
Organism: Sorex araneus (European shrew)
Lineage: Eukaryota; Metazoa; Chordata; Mammalia; Eulipotyphla; Soricidae
Gene: MTERF4
Product: mitochondrial transcription termination factor 4
Exons: 4
Coding region: 357-1373 (338 amino acids)
Biological process (GO): regulation of DNA-templated transcription; mitochondrial ribosome assembly
Cellular component (GO): mitochondrion
Molecular function (GO): double-stranded DNA binding
Source: RefSeq, a predicted model, not a curated record
GACGGAAAAUACCCCCGGGCCAGAGUGAGGGGACAGGCGCCUCCCCGGCCCGAGGCAGACCCGGCCCCGGACGGGAGCGCGCCCGGAGCCUGUGGGGGGUGCCCUCCAACGGGAGAGUCCCGCGCGGCUGUCCGCACGCUCCUAGCGCGGGCCAGACUGGCCAAGUGCUCCCUCGCCCUCGCUUCCCUGGGAGAGGCCGGCCGACGGGGCCUGAGGCGGCGGGGGAUUGGCCGGCCGACGGGGCCUGAGGCGGCGGCGCUGAGGGAGAGGCCGGCCGACCGGAGCCGGGGCGCCGGGAGCUCUGGCGCGCGCGGACGCGGCGGCGGCGGAAGUGCCCGGGCCCGGCUUCCGGCGCGAUGGCGGCGCUCGCGCGGCAGGCGUGCGGCUGGCCCCGCCUGCUGGCGCGGCCCUGGGCCUGCGGUGCCAGGCUCGCGCCCGGAGAGCGGAGAAGGACCACUGCUGCUUCCUCUCGGCGGCCGCGUCUGGAGCCGCCCCGCGACGAGCCCCGAGUGCAGGCGCAGGAGUCGCAGGGCGGCCUGGAGUUUAGUCAGCACCGCCUGGAGGAGCAGGGCGCCUCUGCGGGCCCAGCGUCCCCGGGGCUGGGACUGUUCUCCCGGGCCCUGCUGGACAUGGGCUUCAGCGAGGACCACGCCAAGGAGCUGCUCGGGCUCCGGCCAGGCAGCCACCCCCGACAGCUGCUGGACAUCGUGUCAGAACUAAUUCUCCUGGGCGUGAACCCCGAGCCGGUGUUCGUGGCUCUGAAGACCAACCCGCAGCUCCUGAAGCUGCCCGUGGCGCAGGUGCGGAAGCGCUGCGGUCACCUGCGCAAGCUUGGGCUCGGAGAAGGGAAAAUGAAGAGGGUGCUUCUCUGUUGCCCCGACAUUCUCACCAUGCACCAGCGGGACCUUGAGGCCAUCCUCGAGGUUCUCAAGGAUAAGUGCCUUUUCACCGUGCAGCAAGUGACGGAGAUCUUGCACAGGUGCCCCUAUGUGCUUCGGGAGGAUCCUGAUGAGCUGGAAUACAAAUUCCAGUAUGCCUAUUUUAGGAUGGGGGUGGCUCACGCGGACAUCGUGACAUCUGGCUUCCUGCAGUACUCCAUAACCAAGAUUAAGCAGAGACACGUGUUCCUCGAACGCCUGGGACGGUACCAAACCCCCGACAAGAAGGGGCAGACACAGGUCCCAAACCCUUUACUAAAGGACAUUCUCAGAGUUUCAGAAGCAGAAUUUCUAGCCAGGACAGCCUGUUCUUCAGCUGAGGAGUUUGAUGUUUUUAAGAAGCUCUUGGCUCGGGAAGAGGAGGAGCCUGAGGGCCGGAUGCCCAAGGACAGAAGUGACAGUUUGGACGAGGAUGAGGAGGAAGAGGAGGAAUGACAGUGAUGGAAGGUCCGGAAUAAAGAGAGCCUGGAGCUAUCAAAGAAUAUUUUCAUUUUCUCAAAGUUUGCAGGAACUUUUUUUGGUGCCUCAGGUUGUUUUUCAUUCUGAACAAGUAUUUUCGUCAGCAGAUGAUGAUGGAUGUGGGAGGUGGUUGGGUGAACUGAAGUAGGAGAUGCUUUGGUAUGUUCCAUUUUCAGCUCUGUGUGUGGCUGUAUUCCGUUCAAUAAAAGACUGAUUUAGAGCUGUUACAAUCGGAGGACUCGACCUAG